Messenger RNA from Letharia columbiana, 1137 nucleotides. RefSeq lists its product as uncharacterized. Lineage: Eukaryota; Fungi; Ascomycota; Lecanoromycetes; Lecanorales; Parmeliaceae. The transcript is spliced from 2 exons. Bases 1 to 1137 code for a protein of 378 amino acids. The record is from RefSeq and is a predicted model, not a curated record.
AUGCCAUAUACUUCAGACGUACCAGACGAUGUACCAGAUGACACACCAGUCGGUACUCCAGUCGCGCACCACUUUCCCGAACACACAUACCGUGACAGAUGUACGUCUCUCAAUUCGGACGACUCAGACAGUGCGCCACCAGAAUCGAUGCUCAAGAAACUCAUAUUCAAGAAACGCAACAAUGAGCCGAGCCAAUCUCCCACCGAGAUAGACCCAUCCGCAGGACCAAUUCCACCAGGCCCCCCGCGUGUGAAUCCUUUCCCGGGCCUUCCCGUACCACCCCAACCAGAAACAGGCCGACGACUCCCGGCAUCCCGUCAGCGAACAGCGGGAGCUUGCCGCCGCGUAAUAUCUUGUUGUAUUGCCAUCGUCUUCCUUGCCAUGGUUCUUAUCCUGAUGAUCACUUUCGUCUUGCCCAGGAUACUAGUACCGACCGAUCCAAGUCUUCCCUUGCUGCUGCCACCAGGCAAACAAGAGUUGAGGAUCCCAAGACACUUGGCGGGAGGGAUUGGGGCUCUCGAGACAGUAGAGGCUCUUUUGCUCUCUCUGCAAGAACCUCUACACAUUCCGGAACUGAACUCGGUCGCACGGGAUUUGGACAAGUCGGAAUCAGAGACAACCAUUGUUAUCGAGCAGACUGUCGAAGUCGCGCUUGUCGAGUGUUUUGCUGCUGCCCAAAGGGCGGAGGAGGCCUGGAUCGUUGGUCCCACCGUCUACCAAAGCCUCGAUCUUGUGUUUCGUGGACCAGAGGGCUUGGCAAAGCAAACUCUGCGACGACUGAAAGGUCCAGGGAAAAUCAAGCUAGAGCGGAUAUCCAAAAUCAUCUCGGACGAGGAUACCACCAUGUCAGAAGAGGUCAAGGCAAUCGAGAAAGGCCUCGAGAAUUGGAAGUGGUUCUGCAAGGAUGAAAGCCCCCGGCUUGCGAGCUUGUAUCAGCGACACGAGGGUUUGAGGCAAGCGCUGCAAGGGCUUCAAAGGGUGCAAAGCCAUGUGGAGCAUGGGGCGGUCAGAGAACUGGAGCACUAUUUGAAAAGGGUCCAAGCGACGAGAGACGCAGUGGGCGGAAACGCGACGAUUAAAGGGGGUCAGAUGAGAAUGUUGUGCGGGAAGGUUGAGAGAGCUGUGAAUGGGUAUUGA